Capsella rubella is the source of this 1155-nucleotide messenger RNA. Its product is annotated as peroxidase 62. NCBI's taxonomy places the organism in Eukaryota, Viridiplantae, Streptophyta, Magnoliopsida, Brassicales, Brassicaceae. The transcript has 3 exons. Gene Ontology annotation, cellular component: plant-type cell wall; plasmodesma. Gene Ontology annotation, molecular function: peroxidase activity; heme binding. Gene Ontology annotation, biological process: hydrogen peroxide catabolic process; response to oxidative stress. The record is from RefSeq and is a predicted model, not a curated record. The coding region runs from base 52 to 1011 and encodes 319 amino acids.
UACUACUAUCUCAAAACAUACUUCAAAUCUUGUAUUAAAAAGGAAUAAGAAAUGGGUUCGGUACGAUCAUUUUGUACGUUCUUAGUGAUCUUCCUUAGUUGUCUUGUCGCGGUUCAUGGCCAAGGUACGAGGAUCGGGUUCUACUCGACCACGUGCCCAAAUGUCGAGACGAUUGUUCGGAACACCGUGACAUCUCACUUUGGUUCAGAUCCAAGAAUUGCACCAGGGUUAUUGAGAAUGCAUUUCCAUGAUUGUUUCGUCCAAGGUUGUGAUGGUUCGGUGCUUUUGUCCGGACCUAACUCUGAAAGAACCGCUGGUGCAAACACUAACCUCCGUGGUUUUGAGGUCAUUGACGAUGCCAAGACGCAGCUUGAGGCGGCAUGUCCUGGUGUUGUCUCUUGUGCUGAUAUCUUAACGUUAGCGGCUCGUGACUCCGUUACUCUCACGCAAGGACAAAGCUGGCAAGUACCAACAGGACGUAGAGAUGGACGAGUUUCCUUGGCAUCGAACGCUAACAAUCUUCCUUCUCCAAGUGACUCCGUAGCCAAUCAACAAAGGAAAUUUUCCGCUUUUCGCCUCACUACUCGCGAUCUAGUCGCUCUUGUUGGAGGACACACGAUAGGAACAGCUGCAUGUGGGUUCUUCACGAACAGAAUAUUCAACACGACCGGGAACACAGCAGAUCCAACCAUGGACCAAACAUUCGUACCAACACUUCAAAGACUUUGUCCCCAAAGCGGAGACGGAUCAGCACGUGUGGAUCUUGACAAUGGAAGUGGAAACACAUUUGACGUAUCCUUCUAUAACAAUCUUAGCCGUGGUAGAGGGAUUCUUCAAUCCGAUAACGUUCUUUGGACUAACCCGACCACAAGAUCCAUAGUGCAAGAGUUCAUGGCUUCGAGCAGUAACUUCAAUGUUCAGUUCGCGAGGUCAAUGGUUAAGAUGAGUAAUAUUGGUGUCAAGACAGGGAGAAAUGGAGAAAUCCGUAGGGUUUGCUCUGCUGUUAAUUAAUCGGUGAUUACUGGUGAUUAAGUUAUUAUGUCUUAACUUAUUCAAAUGUUUGAUGGAAAACCCAAAAGUGGGUUACUCAUUUGUAUUCCAUUUCUUUCUAUUUGAUUUGGUGAAAUGAAUAAAGUUUAAUUUUGUUACAAGAAA